Molecule: messenger RNA, 1065 nt
Organism: Nyctereutes procyonoides (raccoon dog)
Lineage: Eukaryota; Metazoa; Chordata; Mammalia; Carnivora; Canidae
Gene: CATSPERZ
Product: catsper channel auxiliary subunit zeta
Exons: 4
Coding region: 331-1053 (240 amino acids)
Biological process (GO): sperm capacitation; flagellated sperm motility
Cellular component (GO): sperm principal piece; CatSper complex
Source: RefSeq, a predicted model, not a curated record
GCACGGACUAGGGGAGGCGGGGGCGGGGCGGAGAUCAAGGCCCCGAGGGUGGGGGGCGCUGUAGAUUGAACCCCCCUCGCGAGACCCGCAGCGCCACUCGGGAGCGGGACCUGGCCCCUCCCCGCUCCUGGAGCGUGACCCCUUGUGGCGACGGGGUCCGUUGGGGCAGAACCAUGGAGCAAGAGCCUUUCAAAGUAAGGACUCUUUCCGGGCCCCCUCCCCCGGUGAGCCCCCAGCCUGGGUCCAGCCUGGGUCCAGCCUGGGUCCCUGGCCGUCCCCUCCCUCAGCCUCGGCCCGGGCAGCUCCCAUCGAGCCCGAGCUGACCCGACGAUGACCCGACGACGGACUCAAAGCCCUGGCAGGGCUCAGGGUCCCCGCCCCCAGCCUGCUCGUCUUCUCCAUCCCGAGUCCCCGCGGCCCUUGGCUGCCCUCGUUGUAUGUGGCCCACAGGCGUCUUUGGGUAGCCAUGGCUCAGACGACUCGAGCCCAGACGACAUCCGGAAUCUGUGGACCAGGGCCACGCUGUCGCAGCCGAAGCUGAAUGUGCCGCGGUCCAAGAUCUGCGAUGACUCGGACGCGGAGGGCAGCAGCCUGGGCAGCAGGACUCGCCAGUGGUACAAUCGGAAGGCCGGCCGCGAGGCGGAUGGUGGUUGGGAAGAAUGGGAUGACGGAGAGGACAAGGACGGUUUCAGGCGGGAGGAUCUCCACGGGCACUUGUCUUUGGAGGUGGAGCUGCGUCGGGGCAGCAUCCUGGGAAGCCAUUUAGAGGAAGACGUCGAUUCCAAGACCGAGAGCGAAGUAUCUUCCUCAGAGUCAUCGCUCAGUAUCUCGAAGCACACACCCCAUCGAGCCUACUGGAUAGAGCAGCAGAACAGGCUGCCACUGCCUCUAAUGGAAGUCAUGGAGAAUGAAGCUCUGGAAAUCCUCACCAAAGCCCUCUGGAGCUACCGGUCAGGGAUUGGCCGGGAUCACUUCCUGACCAAGCAGCUGCAGCGAUACAUCGAGGGGCUCAAGAGGCGUCGGAGCAAGAGGCUGCACCUCGUAACGUAUUGAGAACGCCGCUUC